AUGAGAAUUAUUGAUCGAUCUCGUUUUGAACCUUCAAUGGAUAUUUAUUUGAUUGAAAUAGUGAAUACCACUCGAUCAUUGAAUAUGUGUAUUGCCAUUUGUGAUCGUCACAUCGUUUGUCAAACAGCAGAUUACAGUUCAACAACAAAACAAUAUCGUUUAUUUGAAUCAUUAGCUUCAACAGGAACUUUUAUUUUCGAUCCAACAACAACUAUUCGUGAUCUCAAUUAUUGUCAGAACGAUGUUCAAAUUGAACCAGAAUAUAUUCAUACUCGAUCGGGAAGAUACGCAAUAUUAUCUAUGUUUGAACUGUUCAAAUGA
Rotaria sp. Silwood2 is the source of this 321-nucleotide messenger RNA. NCBI's taxonomy places the organism in Eukaryota, Metazoa, Rotifera, Eurotatoria, Philodinida, Philodinidae. The record is from the annotation of a GenBank genome assembly.